Molecule: messenger RNA, 2043 nt
Organism: Colletotrichum godetiae
Lineage: Eukaryota; Fungi; Ascomycota; Sordariomycetes; Glomerellales; Glomerellaceae
Exons: 3
Coding region: 1-2043 (680 amino acids)
Biological process (GO): regulation of DNA-templated transcription
Molecular function (GO): zinc ion binding; DNA-binding transcription factor activity, RNA polymerase II-specific
Source: RefSeq, a predicted model, not a curated record
AUGUCAGCCCGCUUGUCGCAGCGCCAAUCUCUUGCGUGUCGCGAGUGUACUAGGAAGAAGAGAAAGUGCAACAAAGAGAUCCCAUGCGCGAGAUGCAGCCGUCUAGGGCUCCAUUGCGACCGCGAAGUCGUCCAUCUAAGGCGUAACGCCGUUCGACACAGUGCUGAGAUCGGGUUUCUCGAGACUCUGCGGGUUGAGCUACAGGGCAACGACCCUGCUUCGGUGAGGAGGGCAGCGAAUCUGGUGGCAGCAAGACUGGUAGCUCUCCAGUCUGGUCCGGGGCAACUCACCGAUAAUGUCCAGGCAGCAUAUCCCGUUGAGUCCGGGAGUGGGCAGGAAGAUGAUCCCGGGCAAGAUGAAGUCACAGCUUCGCAUUUUCAAGCUCGCAGUUCGCUCACGGUGACGGCGUUAGAGCACAUGGCAUGGGGUAGAAGCUACGGAAACUGCUAUCCUCACCUACGCUGCAACUGCCAUCAAAGAAGAGAUUUUACCGGCACAUCCACGACCACAGGUCUGUCGCCGUCCUUCGGACUAUCCGGCCACCCUGUCCCAUCCCUGGCCCUCCUCCCUGAGAGGAGCACGGCCGAGAUACUCAUCUCAUUCCACAUAGAGCACAUAGCAUGGCACCACAACUCCUUGCACUGCCCGUCCUUUCUGCAGCAGUGCACCACGUUCUGGAAUUCCGGCGUGUACGAUCAGCCACAGUGGCUUGCGCUGUACAGCGCGGUGCUCUCCUCGUCGCUUCUGAGCUGGCAGAAUAGCUGGAAGCAUCGCGAUGCGUAUCCGCUCACCCUACCAGGAUGUUCGCCGCACGACUUGUUCAACUUCAUGGUGGAAACUCUGUACCAGGCUCAUUUUCUCCAAAACGUGUCAAUCUACUCUAUCCAGGCCAUCGUCAUCUCUACAGAAGUAGCUCACAAUCUUGGCCUCAGUCAACUGAAUGCUACUUUUUUCAGCGCCGCGAUUCGGAUGGCCGAGUGCUUAGGAAUACAUAAGAUCACAAUUGACAGCCCCGACUUGCAGGCUGUAGACGAAAUAUGGGACGAUACUCUGCAAAGAGAAGUCGGUCGUAGAGUUUGGCUCCAGAUGGUCAUUCAAGAUCACUUUGCAAUCCCCUUUACCGACUCGUACGGCAUUAACCCGUCCCAUUACUCUACUUCAUUCCCCAGAAACGCCAAUGAUGCAGAUUUGACAGACGCUCCAGAAGAAGUUCUGACGGUAAGCACGUAUGUUCGUGUCCUGGGUGCCAUCGCGCAGCUGAUGCCGGAACUCGCGGAUGGUAUGGGGCCCUUGAGAGCUCAGAAGUCAGCACGAGAGCAGUACGCCCAUGUGCUCAGGAUGGACCAAAAGAUGAGAGAGAAGGUGCAAUCAAUACCCCGUUUUCUUUUGCAGAAAGAUGAGCUGCUUGAGAGCCAGUGCGCCUGGCUCGGGAUCGCGCGUCAAAGUCUGGCCAUCACCGCCGCUGAAAAGAUUGUCAUGAUUCAUCGGCCAUUCCUUUUCCUCUCGUUCCAAUCUGAUUCCUACACCCACACGCGCCGUACCUGCGUCGCGGCAGCAGUCACCAUCUUACGCGAGCACAAAAGCAUUGUAGAAUCAGGUGAAGUCUCCCUCUGGACACACGUCGCCUUCAGCAUUACCGCCGCCAUCAUCCUAUCGUUUGAGGUUAUAUGCGAUCAGAGCCUAGAACGAGACAGUCGGCAAGAAGGCUACCUCGACGCGAUCCGUGACGCACGAGAGCACCUCCUGGGCCGGACGACGAACGAUAUCCUAUCGCACCGCGGCGUGGUGCUGAUUGAUGCCAUCUUUUCCGAAGUAGGAGGCAUAGAGUCCUUUUCGGAUCGGACGCUUGCUGCUAGGCCUGAUGCUAUCAAUUUUGAAGAGAUUGCAGCUAGGUUCAAGACGGAUUGGUUUAUACUUGAUUCCACCACGGCUAGUCUUGGGCAGUUUGAUGUCCCGGAAGAGCAUUACACCAUGUCUGGAAACCCCUCUGAGGAUUUUGAUGAUUGGUUCCAGCAGAUAUUUCACUCGACGGUAGUUGAAUAG